Molecule: messenger RNA, 2405 nt
Organism: Penicillium brasilianum
Lineage: Eukaryota; Fungi; Ascomycota; Eurotiomycetes; Eurotiales; Aspergillaceae
Source: the annotation of a GenBank genome assembly
CUGGGAAAGAGUCGAGUAAUUCGUGAAACUAUUCUUGUUGCAUUACAGACCUGCCGCAUCCAAGGUGAUGAUGUUCAAUCAAAGUUGCGUCCUUAAGGAUGUCGACACAGUAUCGCGAAUCGUGUCAAGAAAGGCUAUUGGAAAACAACAGCCGAUUCCUCGUUGACUUUAAAUUCCAGCCUUCUCUGCACCAGGGGUCUGAUUCCAGCGCGUCGCAUGGCUAUGUUACAACGAGAUUCAAGCAUUUGGUGACCGAAGACGGCCACGCGGUAAUCACAGGAAGAGAGGCGACUUCAUUUCAGUAUUGUGAGGAUGAGCCGAUUCACAUUCCUGGUGCCAUUCAAAGCUUUGGAGUAAUGGUCGCGCUACAAGAAGCUGCCAACCAACUUGUGGUCCGUGUGGUGAGCGAGAAUUCCUACGAGAUCAUCGGCUAUUCUGCAAAGCAAUUAUUCGAAUUAGAAAGCUUUUGCGACAUCCUGUGUAUUGAUCAGGCGGAGGAGCUAUUGAAUCAUGUAAAGUUUGCUCAUGAUAAUGUUUUGAACCUCAGUGUGGAUGGCCCUGAAGUUUUCUCGCUGGCGAUUGUAACAACCUUCGGCGAAACGCGUCGCUUUUGGUGUGCUUCGCACAUCGUACAUGCCCGGAAUGAUCUCAUUAUCUGUGAGCUUGAGCUGAAAAAUGAUAAGAUCAACCCACUGAAUGGAAAUGGAACGAACAAUCCGCCUAGCCCAGUCAGCACUCUUGGUUAUCUCCCCACUAUUGAGCAGUUUGCUGCCAGUACUACAGUGGUCAGUCAGCCACUCCGAAUGCUUCGCAGUCUUCGGUAUUGCAAGGACGAGGCGGCAGUGGUGGAGGUUUUCAGUCUCUUGACCCAGAUUCAGGAGCAAUUAGGCUCGAUCAGCGACCUUGACACCUUGCUCAACACGGCUACGGGAAUUGUCAAGGAUAUUACAGGAUUCCACAAAGUUUUAAUCUAUCAAUAUGAUGGCAUGUGGAAUGGCCGUGUUGUUGCUGAAUUGGUCGAUCCCGCGGCAACCGUUGAUCUCUGUAAAGGGCUUCACUUUCCGUCAUCCGAUAUUCCAGCACAGGCCCGCGAGCUAUACAUGAUGAAUAAAGUUCGGCUUAUCUAUGAUCGUGGCCAAGAAACAUCACGGCUAGUGUGUCGAACACUGGAAGAUCUGGAAAUACCCUUAGACAUGACUCAUUCAUACCUCCGUGCCGUAUCACCUGUUCAUAUCAAGUAUCUCGCCAACAUGGAAAUACGGUCCUCUAUGUCAAUCAGCAUCACCCUUCGUGACAAGUUAUGGGGCUUGAUAUCAUGUCAUUCAUACGGGAAUAAGGGUAUACGCGUCGCGUUUCCAAUUCGCAAGAUGUGUCGUCUAUUGAGCGACAUAAUCUCUAGGAAAAUUGAAUCUCUUUCAGACGCAUCUCAGAUCCAAGCUCGAGAGUUAUUAAGUACACUCCCUAGCCAAACCAAUUUGUCUGGGCAUAUAAUUGCGUCCUUGGAUGAUUUGAUACAGCAUUUUGGUGCAGACUACGUCGCUCUCUCUUUAUGUGAUGGUGAUGAAAGGAAAAUUGUUGGCGAAGAAACAGACUCGCAUGAAGUCCUUGCUAUUUUAGCAUUUCUCUCCGUGCAGGGACUAAACUCCGUGGUCGCCUCCCAUAAUAUCACUAACGACUUUCAUGGGCUACGUUAUCCUCCGGGUCUCAAUACUAUAUCGGGAAUACUGUAUAUGCCUUUAUCCACCAACGGUAGGGACUUCAUCGUCUUCUUCCGCAAGGGUCAACAAGAGGAAAUUACCUGGGGAGGCAAUCCUUAUCCUACCACGAAUCGUAAGGAGACAGCAGUCAACUUGGAACCCCGUACCAGCUUUGCAGCAUGGCGAGAGACGAUUCUGGGUCAAUCUCGAGAGUGGUCAAAAGCUGAUCUAGAGACGGCCGCCAUAUUGUGCUUCGUCUACGGAAAAUUCCUAAAAGUAAGGCGCCACACAAACUCAGCGAUGCAAGACUCCUAUAUCAUCAAGAUGUUGCUCGCAAAUCCCGCUCUUAUAUUUCAAUCGCCGCUGGAUGCAAUCAUCAACGAUCUUGAAAUCUCACUCAGAGGUGCUCUCGAUGCGGAGACCCGCGAAAGCUUAACAAAGUCGUAUCCUGCUUACAGAUCUUUGGUUUUUAUCAUCAACGAUCUUUUGGAUAUGUCCAAUACCAAGAAAGUACAGAAUCUUGUCUAUUCCAGAAGUGAGAAGCACGAUUGUGUUGAUCUUGGUAUCUCUUCGAGCGAAUUCGACUUGGGUAUACAUUCGUGGUGUAUCGAUAUGAUCUAUGAGCCACCCUCGAAGCUGAAACCUGAUCUGCAAGGCUUUUUCCUCGUCGAAUGGCAAAGUUUCAGCUUACAAGGUCGAGCAACGUAG